AUGCGCACCCUCAUUGCAGAGGCCCAACUAGAAGUUGGACCUGACCACGAGGAUCCUAUGGACCACUUCGAUGAUUCAAUGUACGACGACAGUGGAGAUCAGCAUAACGAGGAUGAUGGAGAAGCUCUUGAUGUACCGCUUACCUCUCAAUUCCUCGCGACGGCUGCUCAGCAAAGUGAUUACUUCAUUCCUGAGGCUGCCGUUGAGCACUUCAAGGAUGACGUGAGAAAUCGCCCUGGUCAACGCUCUCCUCAUCAAAAUACCAGCUGCACCAAUAAUUGGACCGCAGCCAGAUCUGUUGAAGAGGCCAAGAUAUCCGUCUUCGAGCAAACAGGAAUUUUCAUCAUGGCAUGCCGCCAUGGCCUGGUGGAGUGCAUUGUAGAAAUGAAACAAAGUGGCGAACUCGCGAAGUACGGACUCGCUGCAGUUGAUCGGUUGCUGGAUAGCUGUGGGAGCCUUCAGGGUCUCGGUCAUGACAUUGGUUGCGCAUCACGCAAGACUAUUGCCGCCAGUUCCAUUGGGGCAAAGGCAGAGGAGUUGAAUCUCAUUGUCGCUGUCAAUGCCUUCCACGGGUACGCCCACAACCGCCGUCGCUUCUUGCACAACAAUUACGUGCAGGCGCUUCGGAUCAUCAACGAAUACACGCCGUUGCUUCAUGCAUUCAAGACCCGCACAUCUUUCUCAGAUGAAGAUUUUGUCAGAUGGAAGGCUGAAGAAUCUGAGUUUCUCACUAACUUGGCACUUGAGCCGCCAUUUGAUGCAUUUGCUGUUGCAUAUGUUGAGGAAUUGGAGAAACUUCGAUCCAUGGAGGCAAAGUAUGGGAGUGUCACGAGCGUCCCUUUUCUCACAUACACUCCGGCAAACUUUACGCAAUCGUCAGGCCUCGAUGCUACUACUCGCGACAGUUCUAGGGCUGUCGAAGCUGAACGCGCAUCAGCCUUACAACGACUCCAAUUGCAAAUGAACGUUGUUGACGACUUUGAGUGCCAUUACGGAAUCAACAAGCGCUGGGUAUCUUCUGACCCUCAGUAUAUUCAGGCACGUGAGUACUGUAGCCAGCGUCGCUUCACUCGGGCCGUCGAGCAAUUAGAAGGACUUGUCAUUCAACGUUUGUUUGAAUUAUCGAGGGCUAAUCUGUCUGGCACCGGAUACAAAAUGCGAAAGCAUAUUUCAAAAGCAAUCGCUCGAAGAUCUGGAGCUAUUCGGACCGCCCUCGAGAAGUAUAACACACUGGCACCAAUCCAAGUUCCGCCCCGACCAACUCUCGACUAUACGGAAGUUGUCGGGGAGAUGGCGGCUAAGUUCUUUAAAGUUUUGCAUUCACAUGAAGAGCUUAUGCGCUUGAACAUCGAAAUCAGUCGUCUCAGCGCUUGGGUUGACUUCGAAGAGAAGGAGAUACUAUCAGCCAUAGACGCCCUGAAUGCUGUGGACUCAGACUUGCUCGCUGCAGAGUUGCAGAUGCACUAUGUGCAACAGCACAGAUUGAACGAUGUGCACCGCGCCCGUCUACAUCGCACCAGCCAGCUAUCUGGUUAUACUGGACCACCCCUAUUUGCGCUCCUGGAAAGAGAAGAGACAGAUGAUGAAGGAGAUGACGAGGAUGAGGACGAGGGCAGCGAUGAACUCCUUGAUGAAGCCUCUAGGCUUGAAGACACCAUUUCGCGUAUUGUACUGCAGUAG
Suillus clintonianus is the source of this 1680-nucleotide messenger RNA. RefSeq lists its product as uncharacterized. Lineage: Eukaryota; Fungi; Basidiomycota; Agaricomycetes; Boletales; Suillaceae. The transcript is spliced from 7 exons. The record is from RefSeq and is a predicted model, not a curated record. The coding region runs from base 1 to 1680 and encodes 559 amino acids.